Molecule: messenger RNA, 5421 nt
Organism: Leptopilina heterotoma
Lineage: Eukaryota; Metazoa; Arthropoda; Insecta; Hymenoptera; Figitidae
Gene: stj
Product: voltage-dependent calcium channel subunit alpha-2/delta-3
Exons: 19
Coding region: 196-3888 (1230 amino acids)
Cellular component (GO): voltage-gated calcium channel complex
Molecular function (GO): voltage-gated calcium channel activity
Source: RefSeq, a predicted model, not a curated record
AUAUGUAAUGCGGGAAUGACGCGCACGCCCAGCACAACGUAAUCAAUAGGAUAUACGGAAAGUUAAAAGAAAGGUAUAGGCCAGAGUUGAAACGUGUGACGAAUGUCAUUCGAAAAUAUUUUCAUUUCAAGUUCCAUUCUUUUUUAAUGUUACUAUUCGGUUUUACCAAGAUUUAACGGGACAUUUUUUAAAGUAAUGAGGUCCUGGCUAUUAUCGUUUUUCGCGUUUCUUGUUAUCAUUCAAGCAUCAACUAGAGGUGAACGAAUAACAUUCAGCCCAGUUAAAGUAUGGGCUCGAAAAUUAGGCUUCGAAUUGUCACAACUCGGAAAAUAUGUCACAAACGUAGAAAAAUUUCAAGAUACCUACAAACAUGCGACGGUCCAACCGAAAGAUGGAAGUCAGUUGGUUAAAGAUAUUGCCAAGGAUAUUAAAGCUAUGAUGGAGUCGAAAAUUUCCGCAAUUAAGCGAAUAAUGGACGUUGCGCAGAAGGUUGCCGAGUCAGCGCCUGACGUAACGCCAACAAAAGACUACCUUUAUGUGAAUGCAAAAAAUAAUACGAUAGAUUUAACGAAUGAUUUUCAUUUUGGUGGUUUAGUUAAUUUAAGUAUGUCGGCUGUUCAUGUGCCAACAAAUGUUUAUGAUCGUGCACCAGAAGUGAUACGUGCAAUAAAAUGGUCCGAGGAAUUGGAUAAAAUUUUUGUAAAUAAUUAUCAACAAGAUCCAUCAUUAUCGUGGCAAUAUUUUGGCAGUGCCACUGGUUUUAUGAGACAAUUUCCAGCGACAAAUUGGCAAAUGGAGGAAGUUGAUUUAUUUGAUUGUCGCACAAGAAGUUGGUACAUUGAAGCGGCAACAAGUCCAAAGGAUAUUCUUAUUCUUGUUGAUACAUCGGGUAGUAUGACGGGAAUAAGAAAAGAAAUUGCCCGUCAUGUUGUUAAUAAUAUUCUCGAUACAUUGGGAAAUAAUGAUUUUGUCAAUAUCAUCACAUUCUCCAAUGAAACCAGUAGCGUUGUUAAGUGUUUUAGUAAUCGAUUGGUACAGGCGAAUUUGGCGAAUAUUCGUGAAUUGAAAAAGGGCAUACAAAAUAUGACGACUGAGAGGAUAGCAAAUUUUUCAAUGGUUUUGUCGCAGGCUUUUGAAAUGUUGGCUUACUAUCGUGCGAGUAAGGAGGGUGCUGAUUGCAAUCAAGCAAUAAUGCUAAUUACUGACGGUGUUCCAGAGAAUUAUAAAGAUACAUUUAAAUAUUACAAUUGGUACAGUAAUCCUGAUAAUCCUGAUCAGGCGGAUAUGCCUGUCAGAAUAUUCACUUAUCUCAUUGGCAGAGAAGUGGCCGAUUACAGGGAAGUGAAAUGGAUGGCAUGCGCGAAUAGAGGAUAUUUUGUACACUUAUCAACGAUGGCAGAAGUUCGUGAACAGGUAUUAAACUACAUACCUGUUAUGGCGAGGCCAUUGGUACUAAAGAAAACAGAUCAUCCAACAAUUUGGACCCCGGUCUAUGCGGACAUUGAGGAUCCAAAAAUGACUGAUUGGCUCUGGGAGCAAAAUCUUUGUAGUCAGCAAAAAAUGAUUGUUCUUAGAAGUAGAAUGGUGAAUCAAACAUCAGACGAUGAUGAUGAUUCAAUUGAUGAAUUUGAGGAGACAUAUUCCCGUUAUCAGGGUCAACAGAAAUAUAGAUUAAUGACAUCAGUCAGUACACCGGUUUACGACACACGAUCCAACGCGAACAUCACUGAGCAGGUCCUGGUGAAAGAGGCCUACUGGGUCGAAGAGACAAGAGAGAUGAAAAUAGCAAAACUUCUUGGCGUUGCCGGAACGGAUGUGCCAAUUACGGAAAUACAAAGAUUUAUGAUGCCCCAUACGCUGGGCGUCAAUGGUUACGCUUUUCUUGUAACAAAUAAUGGUUAUAUUCUGACACAUCCAGACCUUCGUCCAGUGUUUCAGAAUAUUUUAAAACCAGCGUACAAUAGUGUGGAUAUGGUUGAGGUCGAAUUGGUGGAUCAAGACAGAGGUCCACGUGAUUUUGACGAUGCUCUAAUAGCGCUUCGUGAUGACGUGAUUAAUCAAAAGAGCGGUAGCGUGACACUUCACACGAGAUACCAUUACGACGAUAUGCAACGGGUCGGCAGAGUAAGGAGAAAAUACGAUUACAUGGGAAUUGAGAAUACAACGUUUGCUGUGGUUGUCAGUUUACCCGAGUAUGAUCAGAAUGGUAAUAACAGAGUUCAUGCUGCUGUUGAAACCAAAAGAUUAUUGUCUCAAGGGACAAAUGUGCUCGCCUACUUCUCAGGAAAUAAUUGGCGAGUUCAUCCAGAAUGGAUUUAUUGCAAGUUAGUUGUGGACAAAGUAUACCAUUACGAUGGGGAAUUUGAAUUUAGAUCACCGGAAGAUCAACUUUUGCACUUUUUAAAUAGAACUCGACAACAGGAACCUCCAUGGAGGUGGAUUGAUGCUAAACAAAGAUCACAACCACCGGAGAAAUCCAAUACCAGUUCAAAGACUAGUUCAAAGUCAGUAGAUUCUUAUUACUGUGAUCGGCGUCUUCUACUGACUUUAGUGCAUGAUGCUCAGGUAACCCAAUGGUUCGCGAAUGCCUCAUCAACUCGCGACGAAAAAGGACUUUUAACUAGGCUGAUGAAACUCUUACCCAGGAAAGAAUUCUGGCAACGUUUUGGAUUCACUGUCUCCUUUAUGGCGACGCACAGUGGUCUAACGAGAUGGCAAGAGUUUCAUUUGGAUGAUGACGUCAAGGAGAAGGAGGAGAGUUUUGGUUCAAAAUACCCUCGGGCAAUAGAUGAAAUUUGGUAUAAAAGAGCUGUUGAACAACACUAUGUUCAUCCGGAGAGUUUUGUAUUUUCUGUACCAAUUAUUCACAAGCAUCGAAAUUUAAUUAAUAAUAGUACAUUGGUCACUGCCAGUCGUGCUGUAUUUGUUGGUUCUGGAGCAUUAAAAGCACCAGUUGGUGUGGUGGGUUUUCAAUUUUUACAUUCGGCAUUGCAGGGUCUAUUUCAGAAUAUAACUGACACCUGCGAGAAUUGUACAGCAAAUUGCAAGCAUCCAGACGUUGCUUGUUAUCUCAUAGACAAUCAUGGAUAUAUUUUAGCGUCAAAUGACGAAAAACAUGCGGCUAAAUUUCUCGGUGAAGUCCGCGGCACUAUAAUGAGAAGCCUGAUACACAGGGGAAUUUUUAAUAAGGUCACAAUUUACGAUUAUCAGGCCGUGUGCUUUCCACCUACAGCAGAAAGCAACGAUGGAAAUAUUCUGAUAACUCCAUGGAAACUUCUCCGGUCAGCAGCAUCAUGGUUUUUUGCACAUGCUGCAUGGGCAAUUGCAAAAGCUGGAAUCUGGCACAGCGAUUAUGCUUACGCAAAUAUGGAUUUAGAUUCGAAUCAAGAAUUUGCCGAUGAUAGUUCACAAAUGUCAGACGAGACAAGGGAAGCUCGAUAUUAUGACAAAAUUAAAAUUAAAAGGACGAGGCCACAAUCUUGUGACAAGGAGGUGGAUUUGUAUCUUUUGAAUCACACGCACACAAGGGAUUACGACGUGGAUUCCGACAGGUGUGCCCGGCCUUACGUCAUUCAACCAGUCGAACUAAGUAACAUGUUACUGCUGAUAAUUGACACAACAUGUCCCGAAAUGGAGGAGAAUAAUUUCAAAAUAAUGCACACAGAAACAAUUGAGGACAAUUCAAUAAUGUCAUUGGCAUGUAUGAAAGCAGUGAAUAGCACUUUAAAACGAAAAAGACCAAUGUCCUGUGUACGUAGUCAUCGAAAUGAAAGUGAAAUACGCGAUCAGUGCGGUCAUGCAUCGAACUUGAAAUCAAAUUUCAAAUUCGUCAUUAUUUCACUCGUUAUAUCUUGUUAUCAACUCAGGCUAUAUUUUCGCUUCUCCUAAACUAUAAUAUACAAUAUAGCCCACGUGAAACAACAAUUUUUUAUCCCUCAAAAAAACGGAAUUAGCCAAAAAUAAAGAAAAAAAAAAGAAAUUUUUAUCAAAGACUGCUACACAAUUUCAAAAUUCGUCAAAUAUUUUUCAAAAUUUUUUCACACAAUUUUUCAAAAACUAGUUCUUUAAUGAAUUUAUCGAUUAUAUUUAAUCGAAAAAACACGAUUUUUAAUAUAUAUACUAGUUUUUAAGAUUUCUCCCCAAAAAUAUUGGUUAGAAAAAAAAUUUCUCAAAUUUACAAUUUUCUAAAUAGUUCAAGAAAAAAAAUAUGUUCCUUUAUCUGCUGCAAAUAUUUCUCAUUAAAAAUAUAAUUCGUUAGUAUUGUUAAAAUGUACUAACAUAGAAAUUAAAAAAAGAGCUUUUGUCGUUUUUCCAAUUCAAGAGAGUAGAAUAAUUAAAGACUGGAAUUUUUCAUUUAAUGGGCAUUUACGUAAUAAUCCCAGACAAAAAAAUCAACAUGGUCCAAAGAGAAGAAUAAAAUUCCAAAAUUAAAAUCGAUUAAUAAUAAUUUAGAAAAAAAUAACUCGUUACAUCAAUUUUUACUAUAAAUUUUUCCUCUGUAAAUAUAAUACGCUAAUUAAAAAAAACGAAUAGUAUUCUCUAAUAGAGAAUCAAAGUCCUCUUUGCAAUUCUUAAAGUAUAAAUACAUUUUACGAGAAAUGCAUACGAAGUAUUUCGUUUGUGCGCGAAUAAAAAUAGGAAUUAAAUCUAUAUAUAAAAAUAAAUAAAAGGGAAAGGAAAAUAAAAGUAUUAAUUGCACUAAAAGUACGACGUUUUGUGUUCUCAGCGCAGUGUAUAAGAAGUGGGGAUAGAGAGUCAUCCCCUCUCCCUGCGUGCUGCGCGCGCAUCACACAAAAAGUGGAAAUAAUGCUCAAAUCAUAGCAUUAUUUCUACAAUAAACUAAUUCGAAAUGAAUUCUACAAACAAAAAACGAUAAUUUCAUAUGCAUAGAGAAAAAGUGCUGAUUUUUCAACAACAAAAAAAUACUCCCCAUUGUAAAAAUUUUUUUUUUUUUAAAUAAAUAUAUCUUUAGGACGCCGGCGUCCAACAUGUUACCAAUUUUUUUCAACAACUCACUUUACUCCCCUCCAAUUAAAAAGCAAACAAUAUUGUGAAACAAUACCAAAAGUUGAAAUAUAGUCCAAAAAUGAUAUAAAAUAAUAAAAUAAACAAAAAUAGACGUGAAAAUUCGUACUGCCGAAUAAACGUGACGAAAUGCGUUUGUUAAUAUGCGCUGCUACUUUUUCACCCUUACUGCAUGUUUUUUAUAAACUAUAUAUAUUAUAAAAAAAAUUGUAUAUAUCAUGGUGCUCUUGAUUUGAUUGAAAAUAGUGUGUAUGUUGAGUGUUCAAAAAAUUUAAUUCACGUUAAUUGCCAAUUUCUGGCAUAAUCUUUUAAUAUUUUAUUUAAAUCAACAAUUUUUUUAUUAUCAUUAUUAUUAUUAUUAUUAUUAUUAUUAUUAUUAUUGAUAUUAUUAUUACU